AUGGACUUGACCAACGUCCGUUCCAUGGAGUUAUUCCGAAGGUUGGGUCUCGCUGAGGAACUGCGACGCAAAGGGGUUCCUCUAGAAACAUCCUACAACGUUCUCAUGUCCACUGGGCUGCAACAAGAUCGGCCAGUCACCACCUGGGAUCACCCGUCCGUUGAGGAGUUCCGCAGGCAAAUCACAGCCAAGAAUGACGGAACACAGCCUCUCGAGCCAUACCAGCGAAUAUCCCAGGAGGUGUUUGAGGCCUGGAUGAAGACCGUUUGUGACGAUAAUCCACUCAUUGACGUUAGAUUCGGCUGGAAAUUGGAAGCUAUCGCCGAGAUGCCUGAAGGAGUGAUAGCCGAAGUCAGUAGAACUACUGAGUCCGAAAGCAGGCUACAUAUCUUCAACGCUAAGCCAGCACUCUUCCUUCUCAUUCACUUCAAAUCGGGGGACGUUUCCCGUCUUUUCAGACAAGGCCACUUCUGGCAUCUCUUCAUUCUGAAAAACGGCGAGUUCGGCGGAGCAGCAAUAUCGCAAGAUUCGAAAGAGAUCUUUACUAUACACUUCCCAAUACCACCAGGAGUUGAUCCAUCAACGAUAUCCUCAGAGGAAGCCGUCUACACCCUUCUUGGCGGGAUACAUGGCCCUUUCAAGAUCAACAUCGACGAAAUCCUGGUCCGCUCGACCUAUCGCCCCAGCAUCGCCGUAGCACGCAGCUUCUCCGGCCCAGAAAUGCGCGUCUUUCUCGCGGGCGACGCAGCCCACCAGAACAUCCCCACUGGGGGGUACGGUAUGAACACUGGGCUGGGCGAUGGGUAUGACAUUGGCUGGAAAUUAGCGGCCGUAGUUCACGGGUGGGGCCACCCACGAGGUCUGCUGGCAUCCUACGAGGCCGAGCGUCGCCCUGUCGCCAUCACCAAUGUCGAGAGGUCUGGUGUCCACAUGGCUGUACACAUGGAGGCUGUUGCACGGCUUGCUGGAGGCGGUGCCCAGAAGCUCGGUCAGGAGGACUCGGAGGAGGGGAAAGAACUGAGGGAGUGGAUUCACAGACAUUACCAAGAAAAUAAUGGAGAGAACACGGAUUUUGGUGUGGAGAUGGGAUACCGGUACAAGUCGGAUAUCAUUCCCAGAACCCUGGACGACAGAAAGGAGGAUGAACCGGCUUGGGACCCUCACGUCUACCACCCUACUACUUGGCCCGGAGGUCGUCCACCGCACGUCUUUCUAAAUGACGGGUCUGCUAUCUUUGAUCAUUUUGGCCCUUGGUUUACAUUGGUCGAGUUCCUGGAUCAUCAGGUCCACCCUGAGCGAGGCAGCCAGCACCUGGUGGAGGCAGCCAGUGGCUUAGCCGUUCCUUUACGCCACAUCCACCUCCGCAACGAAGAUCAUGCCGCCCAGAUUUGGGAGAAAUCACUGGUCCUUGUUCGACCCGAUGGCCACGUUGUAUGGAGGGGAGACAGCGUAAGGGAUCCAUCACUAGCACGCGAGAUCAUCGAAACGGCUGUCGGGUACCAUGCUGCAAUUCCCAGCCAGCGCGGUCAUAGUCCGGGCAAAAUCCCGGCUGUUUUCACCUCAACAAGUAAUACCACAACGCAAGUCAGUGGCUACGAGCUGGACAACAUGGGAGAUUUCCAGAAGUGA
Messenger RNA from Diaporthe batatas, 1629 nucleotides. RefSeq lists its product as uncharacterized. The record is from RefSeq and is a predicted model, not a curated record. Lineage: Eukaryota; Fungi; Ascomycota; Sordariomycetes; Diaporthales; Diaporthaceae. Gene Ontology annotation, molecular function: FAD binding. The transcript has 3 exons. Bases 1 to 1629 code for a protein of 542 amino acids.